AUGGGUUAUCAAGAAGACCCCGAGUCCAAAGCCGUCGAGGCUCCCAAUGUUUCCGACACAUCCCCUGGUGUUCUCAUCGACCACAAUACAGUCGACAGAGAAUAUGGCCGAACUGUGCGAGGUCUCUCCCCUCGCCACGUCCAGCUCAUGGCCAUCGGUGGCUCCAUCGGUACUGGUCUCUUCGUUGGUAUCGGUGGUGUUCUCUCAAAAGCUGGUCCUCUCUCUGUGGUUCUCGGAUACUUGAUCUGGGGUGUCUUUUUCGUUUGGCCCUGUAACCUGUGUGUUGCAGAGAUGUGCUCUUAUCUUCCUAUCCGUGGUUCCAUCUUUGAGCUUGCUGCUCGUUUCGUCGACCCUGCGCUUGGCUUUGCAAUGGGAUGGACAUAUUUCUACGCUGGUCUAAUGCUUGUUUGUGUCGAAUACAGUGCUGUUGCGACUCUUAUGCAAUAUUGGGUUCCUGAUAUAAAUCCUGCAGCUUGGGUCGCCAUGGCCAUGGUCAUCUGCGUUCUUCUCAACGUUGUUGCUGUCAAGUACUACGGUGAAGCCGAGUUCAUCAUGGCAUCCCUCAAGGUUAUUCUUCUGUUCGGUCUCCUCUUCAUCACUCUUAUCACCAUGUGUGGUGGCAACCCCAAGGGCGACGCCUACGGUUUCCGCUACUGGAAGGGUGGCAAGGCUAUGAGACCUUAUCACGCAGAGGGCGAUCUUGGACGCUUCUGCGGUUGGUGGAAGGUUAUCCUUUAUGCUGGUUUCACCAUUGCUGGCCCCGAUAUGAUCUCUCUGUCUUCUGGUGAAAUCGCUAACCCUCGACGAACCAUUCCCCGAGUUGCCAAGCUCAUCUUCUACCGACUUGUUGGUUUCUACGUCCUUGGAGUUUUGGCCGUCGGUGUCAUCUGCAGUUCCGACGAUACACGCCUGCUUGGUGCCAUUGAGAACAGCGCUGCUGGUGCUGCUUCUUCCCCCUGGGUCAUUGGCAUUGAGAACCUUGGUAUCCACGGUCUUCCCGAUCUGAUCAACUUCCUCAUCCUCACAUCCGGUCUUUCUUGUGGCAACGCCUACCUCUACUCCUCGUCCCGAACUCUCUACGGUCUUGCUCGCGAUGGUCAGGCCCCUGCUUUCCUCAUGAAGUGUAAUAAGGCCGGUGUGCCCAUGUACUGUGUUCUCGUCGUCAGUCUCCUCAGCUGCAUCACCUUCCUCGUCGCCGGCGAGUCCUCCGUCACCGUCUUCUUUUGGUUCGUCGACCUUACCACGACCGGUCUCAUCGCCACCUACACCAUGAUGAUUGUCGUCUUCAUCGGUUGGUACCGCGCUCGCAAGGCACAGGGUCUCGACAACUCUGCUCUGCACUACGUCGCCCCCUUCAACCCCUACGCUGCCUACAUCGGCCUGUUCCUGGGUACCAUCGCGCUCAUCUUUAUCGGCUUCGACAAGUUUGACCCUUGGAGUACUCAGGGUUUCGUCACCAGCUACUUCUGCCACGGUUAUGCCGCCAUCCUCUUUGUUGUCUGGAAGGUCCUCAAGAAGACCAAGUUCGUCAACCCCAAGAGUGCCGAUCUUGUCAGUGGCAAGAAGGAGGUCGAUGAGGAGUGCAAGCACUGGGAGGAGGGUGGUAUUGAGGAGAACUACAAGCGUGAGCUUGCUGCCAUGUCUUUCUGGAAGAGGAACUGGGAGCGUAUCUGGUAA
Molecule: messenger RNA, 1677 nt
Organism: Fusarium pseudograminearum CS3096
Lineage: Eukaryota; Fungi; Ascomycota; Sordariomycetes; Hypocreales; Nectriaceae
Exons: 4
Coding region: 1-1677 (558 amino acids)
Biological process (GO): amino acid transmembrane transport
Cellular component (GO): membrane
Molecular function (GO): amino acid transmembrane transporter activity
Source: RefSeq, a predicted model, not a curated record